CAGAGACAGAGAAAGAAACAGUGGGUGCAUCAAAAGGUUCUCUCAUAGUUUAAUCGCAUGUGCUGCCACAUCCUUUUAUUGUAUGCGCAAACCAUAAACAAAUCGAGGUACGCGUCGAAAGUCCCUUUAAGUAUCAGUACAUGUUCUUGUCCAUCAUCUCACCAGGUCAGAGAGUUUUUGAAGCACCGCGUGAGGGCUGCAGGCUUUGCGAGGCGAGGCAAAGGCACGGGGUGUAGGACCUGCGAGAAGCCAAAGAUGAACUAUAAGAAAGGCCUGUGGUCGCCUGACGAGGAUCGAAGACUGAGAGACUACAUCCUCAAGCAUGGUCUCAGCUGCUGGAGUGCAGUUCCUGGCAGCGCCGGCCUGCAACGAAAUGGGAAGAGCUGCAGACUGAGGUGGAUCAAUUACCUGCGGCCAGGCUUGAAGCGUGGGAACUUUUCUCCAGAAGAGGAGGAAACAGUCAUCAACCUUCAAGCCAAGUUGGGGAACAGGUGGUCACAAAUAGCAAUGCAUCUCCCUGGAAGAACUGAUAAUGAAGUCAAGAACUACUGGAAUUCAUAUCUCAAAAAGAGAGUUACCAAGGCUCAGAAUUCAGAUCCUCAUGCCUCUGCAACCUCCUCCUCGGACUGCACCAACCAAGGUCCGGUCAAACAUGAAGAAGAACCAAAUAGCCAGAUGAUUUCACCUGCAACGCAUGUGGACAUUGGAGGUUUCUCUCCAAAGUUGACUGCUUUAAAUCGCUUGCCUAGGGUUCUGUUUGGAGAUUGUCUCCAGGCUAAUGGUGGUGAUAGCUUGCAUGACCAGGGGGAGGUGAUGACCAACCCAUGGCACAACACCAAUCCACAUGGAGAGGCGUCUGGGCAAGCUACUGAUGGCACCACAAAUGGAUAUGCUGGUGCUUGCAUGAAUGGGGAGAUGCAAGCACAACCCGAAGCUUUGCUCCAGAAUCAAGAAAAUGGAUUCUUUGAUAUCUUAUUCCCUGGCUUGGUCUAUGAUGGAAUGGACUUCUGUGACAGGGAGUUUUAGUUAGGGUUGGGAGGUAGGAGGAAUACUUUGGUUUGUGUAACAUCUGCAAUAAUUCCAAUUUGUUCUUGUGCAGUCCCUGUUGUUCAUUUUGUCACAUACUGAUGCAAUGUAUUGUCCACAUACCAAAAGUCUGGCUAAUUUUUUUUGGUAGAGUGUAAGGGAUAAUAAUGUAUGGUUCUAUUUAAUCA
Musa acuminata AAA Group (dessert banana) is the source of this 1214-nucleotide messenger RNA. RefSeq names its product transcription factor LAF1-like. The transcript is spliced from 3 exons. The record is from RefSeq and is a predicted model, not a curated record. Lineage: Eukaryota; Viridiplantae; Streptophyta; Magnoliopsida; Zingiberales; Musaceae. The coding region runs from base 58 to 1026 and encodes 322 amino acids.